This is a messenger RNA of Westerdykella ornata, 1834 nucleotides long. RefSeq lists its product as uncharacterized. The transcript has a single exon. NCBI's taxonomy places the organism in Eukaryota, Fungi, Ascomycota, Dothideomycetes, Pleosporales, Sporormiaceae. The record is from RefSeq and is a predicted model, not a curated record. Bases 437 to 1777 code for a protein of 446 amino acids.
CUAACUCUGAACACUUCCAAAUGCCCAUCAGUUUUAGCAGGAUAAACGCUGUUAGCGACAUCUCUUUUGAGAGAGUUUAUUGAGACUACGAUGCCUACCAUCUUAGGAACAUGGAGAGGGGUUACGAAUCGAGGAGAGAAAACAAUCCGCCAAGUCGCGUCUUUCGGGCUCCAUGAAUGUGGACAAAGGACGCCCUUGAUGCAACAAUGACCUUUGUAACAAGAGGCCUUUGUGUAAACUUGGGUGAAAAGAGAUAUUUUCAUUCUGCAUCCACAUGUUCUUUGUGCUAACCUUGAUGCACUGCAUGAGAGGAGAGCGAAACAUCAACCCCAAAAACCGGCCGUCCCUUAUAAUGUGCAGCUCGGUCUUCUUCUUCACCUAAAUCAAAUAACCCAUCUGGUUCGAAUAUUGCAAGAAGCAACUAACAUCUGAAGUCAUGCCGUCCCAGCCCGCCGUACGUCGCUCGCAACGCAUAGCAGCGAAAACGCAAGGAACCCGCCUUGCAACGUCCCCGCCAUUCACCUCUGCAAAGGAGCUGCGGCUAGGACGAACCGCAACUAAAGCAAAGAUCGUAAAGCAAUCGCCAGCGAAGAACCAAAGAGCCGCUCUUCCAACGCCCCCGUCUUCUACCUCCCCUAAAGAGAAGCGUUCCGUAACUUCCCGAGGGACUGCCACUGCGCAGAACAAGGAGAAGUACAUUGCAACAUGGCUUACAGAUUAUUUUCACAGUGAAGCUUCCGAAUCGGAACUGGGAAGCGAUGAAGAAGAGGAAGAUGGCAGUGAGUGGGAUGACUUCGACGACCUUACCGCCGAAGAUAUCGACAUCGUGAAGGGAGAUCCGAGGAAGAUCUCUAUUGACAGCCGUCUUGAGCCAGGUAAUGAGGACUAUGAAUUUGACGAGUUUGUCGUUGAUGAUGACGAUCUGGAUGAAUCUGAUUCUCAGAGCGACGAGCAGAGCGACGAGCAGAGCGACGAGCAGAGCGAGAUCACGUUGAUCAAAAAGAGAACGUUGGUGAAGAAGCCGCUUAAACGUAUCCGCUCUGUCAGCUUGACUCCCAGCACCGUUCGAAACGAACUGAGUCCGAUCCAGUUCUCCCCACCUCCGCGAAAGCGCGCCAGGACAACUCACAAUCUCGACGCUGAUAAGCAUGCCUCUAAAUUUGCCAAAACCCCAGCAACAGUCAAGCUGGUUUCCUCCAAACAAAAGAAGGGGGUAAAAAGGGGCCCCUUCCUAGAAGAAUCUUCCUCCGAUGAAGGUAGUAGCAAUGCUUCGACUGCCUGCCAGACCGACUGGGUCCGACCCACCCUACAAGGACCUCUCUUCCGGACACUAGAACGAAAUCGCACCUCUUCCCAGUCUUCCCAGCCCAACUCCCUCUCUUCUCGCCUCUUCUACUCUGACUCCAACUCUCCCCGUCGCAAUACCUUACAAUCAUUUACCUCCCGCGCUUCUACUUCUUCUCGGCGAUCUUCGGUCGUGGUCGCUCCCUCCCAACAGUACCCCGGCGCAAACGAAGUCUUUGUCUCCGAAGACCCUGACGAGAUCGUUGAAUGCAUCAACGAUGGCAUUGCGCUGUUUUCUCGACGUUGUAAUGCGAAUAAGAGCCCGAUGGUGCUGGUGUUGUCGCCUGAGGUGAGUGAUGAUUAUGACGUUAAAGAGGCGUUGAGGAAUGCCAUUCGACUGCGUCUGGCAGAAAUGGUUGCGGGAGAUAACAAAGGGAUUGAGACUUGGAUUAUUGGACCUGCGAGGAGGAGCUUGUCUACAUAUGUUGAAUGAUCACAAAGUUGUGAUUUUGAUGGUUGUAUGGGCGAUAGGGGUAGGUAAAUAGAGCAG